Messenger RNA from Parnassius apollo (apollo), 306 nucleotides. The record is from the annotation of a GenBank genome assembly. NCBI's taxonomy places the organism in Eukaryota, Metazoa, Arthropoda, Insecta, Lepidoptera, Papilionidae.
AUGGCAGAAUUUAACUGUUCCUACAAAAAAGCCCUUAUACUGUAUGUUCCGCCGUCACCUCGACCACCGAAUAUGAAAAAUGACCCACCUCUACUUACACAACCUACAUCUGAAAAUGAAUCAUCACAACAAGAUAAACAGAUUCCCGGGCCUAGUGAUGUGUAUACCUACGCUAGUGUUACGAAAACACCCCCGGAAGAAACGACAAAAAGCCUUAAGUCAGAGAAACCACGGAAUAGAAGAAGGGCCCUCAAAGAACAGGAACAAAACGUACCUGAAUUUUUUUACCGAGUUAGUCAAGUAUAG